Messenger RNA from Epithele typhae, 1956 nucleotides. RefSeq names its product prolyl oligopeptidase. Bases 1 to 1956 code for a protein of 651 amino acids. Gene Ontology annotation, cellular component: cytosol. Gene Ontology annotation, biological process: proteolysis. Gene Ontology annotation, molecular function: serine-type endopeptidase activity; oligopeptidase activity. The record is from RefSeq and is a predicted model, not a curated record. The transcript is spliced from 19 exons. Lineage: Eukaryota; Fungi; Basidiomycota; Agaricomycetes; Polyporales; Epitheliaceae.
AUGCCUGCCGUGCCCACAGCAUGGGCCCCGAAUCGCUACCCGCCCGCCCACCGCUCGGACCACGUCGAUGUCUACCAGAGCGAGAAGCGCGGCGACUGGCUCGAGGAGAACAGCUCUGACACCGACGCUUGGACAACCGCACAGGAGGCCUUCACCCGCGAGUAUCUCGACAAGAACCCCGAGCGCCAGGAGCUCGAGGACGAGAUCCGCAACAACUUGAACUACGCAAAGGACGACGGCCGGUGGUACUGGUACUACAACAGUGGCCUCCAGGCACAGUCCGUCCUCUACCGCUCCAAGGAUAGCACUCUGCCCGACUUCUCCAGUCCUAACCUGCUGUCCACCGACGGCACUGCGGCGCUCGCCACCACCGCAUUCUCCCGCUCGGGCGAUUACUGGGCUUACGGAAUCUCCCAGUCGGGUAGCGAUUUCUUCAACAUCUACGUGCGGCCAACGUCGGAGCCCCUGGCUUCGCUCGAGGACUCGCGCCCGUCUCACGACGACAAGCGGCUUCCCGACGAGCUCCGCCAUGUGAAGUUUUCUGGCAUUACGUGGACACACGACAACAAGGGAUUCUUCUACCAAGUACAGAAAGGCAGUGUCGGUAUUGAGACCAAGAGCGACAAAGACGCGAUGUUGUACUACCACAAGGUAGGCACCCCCACGGAGGAUGUGCUGAUUUACAAGGACCCAUCAAACCCGACAUGGAUGUGGGGCACUGAAAUCACAGAGGUUGACGGACGCUACCUCAUCCUUACCAUCAGUCGGGACACAGGACGGAAAUACCUCGUCUGGGUUGCCGAUCUCGAGAAGAGCCCACUGGGACCUGACCUGCAAUGGGACAAGCUCGUCAACGACUGGGAAGCAGAAUACCAGUACAUCGCAAACGAUGGAACAAAGUUCUAUUUCGUCACCAACAAGGAUGCUCCCCGAUACAAGCUUUUGUCUGUUGACCUCGCAGACCCUCCGGAGAAACGCGCCUGGACAGAGGUCAUGGACGAGAUCCACCUCUACGAGCUCUCCACCGGCAAGCACCUCGAACGCAUUGCCCUGAUCGUGGGCUCUGCCGAGUCCUGGUGGUUCACCACCCUCUCCGGCUUCACGAACCCAGGGAUCGUUGGCCGGUACGACUUUAAGGUCGCAGAUGUCGCGCAGCGCUACAGCGUCUACCGCCAGGCGGUCGUACCUGGGAUCAACUCAGACGAAUUCACGGCGGAACAGGUGUGGUACACGAGCAAGGACGGCACCCGCGUGCCCAUGUUCAUCGUCCGCCACCGGGACACGCCGCGGGACGGGACCGCGGCGGCGCUCCAGUACGGCUACGGCGGGUUCAGCUACGCGAUAGGCCCAAGCUUCAGCUCGUCAAUCCUGACGUGGCACAACUGCUUCGACGACUUCAUCGCGGCUCAGCUGACCCGUCACAGGCAAUACCUCGUCGACAAUAAGUACGCCGCGCCCGGAAAGAUCGCAAUGAACGGCGGUUCGAACGGAGGUCUCCUUGUCGCGGCGUGCGUGAACCGUGCGGCAGAAGGGCUCAUCGGCGCUGCGGUCGCAGAUGUAGGCGUGCUGGACAUGCUGAAGUCGUCUGGAUUGCCCAUGCUGACUUGGGCGGCAGGACGGGCAUGGACGUCGGAUUACGGUGACCCGCACGACCCGCACGACUUUGACUUCAUCUACCCCAUCUCCCCUCUGCACAACAUUCCGACAGACAGGGUCCUCCCUCCGCUCAUGCUGACCACUGCGGACCACGACGACCGCGUCGUGCCUGCGCACUCGUUCAAGCACGCGGCGACACUGCAGCACAUGCUCCCGCACAACCCAAACCCGCUCAUCAUCCGGAUCGACAAGAACGCGGGCCACGGCGCGGGCAAGUCGACGCAGAAGCGGAUCCAAGAGUCCGCGGACAGAUACGGGUUCAUCGUACAGUCUCUCGGCUUGAAGCCUCGAAGUGCAUAG